AUGCAAUGGCCUUCGCCAAUCCCGGGGGAGACGAUUCAGCUGCCGUGCGAAGUCGGUCAUCGAAGGCGACGACAUCCGAGGUGUGGUUAUGAGGUAACCCGGUUUCAUUACUCGCAGAGCCAUUUCGGCUUGGAGAGCCAGCACAGAACAUUGAUUCUCAAACCUACCUCACUCACUUUCCUCCCCUAUGCUCUCCAUUCCUCCGCUGUCACUCCUCCUCACCCUCUCCACCACACCCCUUUUCCCCCUCUCCUUACCUCGCAACCUACAGAGGCGUUUCCUGACGUACCACCACGCAAGCACAAGCACAAGCACCAGCACGAGCAGCAGCAGCAGCAGCAGGAGUCAACAGACGCUUCACAGCCAGAGAACACGAAAGCUGAUGCCAACUUGCAGAGAGCCGACUCAAAGACAACAGGGAAGCAGACAGCAGGGGAAUAUACAGCAGGGGAACAGGCAGCAGGGGAACAGGCAUCACCAAGCGGGGAAUUCUCCGCUCCUUCAGAGCUUUCUCUCCGCGCGCUCUCCGCGGGGGUGCCUGCGUGGGUGGCGGAGAGAGCAAGCGCCGUCUCCCCGGAGGUGGUGGCGAUCGCGAGUGUGUACUUCGUGCAGGGCGUGCUGGGGCUGGCCCGCCUUGCCGUCACUUUCCUUCUCAAAGACGACUUUGGGCUUGAUCCUGCUGAGGUGAGUGCAUGUCUGUGUGUGCGUGACUGUGUGCGCUCUGCUCUGCUGUGCUCGCGUGAGGACUCCCCGGAGGUGGUGGCGAUCGCGAGUGUGUACUUCGUGCAGGGCGUGCUGGGCUUGGCGCGCCUUGACGUCACUUUCUUGCUCAAGGACGACUUUGGGCUCGACCCGGCUGAGGUAGCGGUGUUAUCGGGCCUCUCCUCCCUCCCCUUGCUCAUCAAGCCCAUCAACGGCUUCAUAAGCGACGUGGCAGUCCUAUCAGGUCUCUCCUCGCUCCCCUGGCUCAUCAAGCCCAUCUAUGGCUUCAUCAGUGAUGGCAUCCCUCUCUUUGGCUACCGCCGGCGCUCCUACUUGGUGGCGUGUGGGCUGCUGGGGUCCCUUGCAUGGGGUGCACUGGCGACGGUGGUGGGGGAUAAGUACUCUGCUGUCGCAAUGAUCCUGCUCUCCUCGCUCUCUGCUGCUGUCUCUGAUGUGGUGAGUGGUGCUAUGCGGUGCGCUGUGGUGGUACCUGUGGUGUUAUCUGUGGUGGUAUGCGGUGCAGUUGCUGUAGUGGGGGAUAAUUACUCUGCUGUGGCCAUGAUCCUGCUCUCCUCGCUCUCUGCUGCUGUCUCUGAUGUGGUGAGUGGUGCUAUGCGGUGCGCUGUGGUGGUACCUGUGGUGUUAUCUGUGGUGGUAUGCGGUGCAGUUGCUGUAGUGGGGGAUAAUUACUCUGCUGUGGCCAUGAUCCUGCUCUCCUCGCUCUCUGCUGCAGUCUCUGACGUGGUGGUGGUGCCUAAAAAAAUCGCCUGUUCUUGUGUGUUUCACACCCCGCCAACCUCCCCUCUCUCCCCCGUCGCCCACUGUCCCCAGGUGGUGGACUCAAUGGUGGUGCAGAGGGCGAGGGGCGAGUCCCAGGCCACAUCUGGGGUAGUAGACUCAAUGGUGGUGCAGAGGGCGAGGGGCGAGUCCCAGGCCACAUCAGGCGGGCUGCAGUCGCUCUGCUGGGGGUCGUCAGCAGUGGGGGCUGUUCUCUCUGCGUAUUUCAGCGGCUCGCUGAUAGAGAACUACGGCACAAGGUUUGUGUUCGGAGUGACGGCCCUGCUGCCUCUCAUCACCACUGCUGUCGGAUUCUACGUCCCAGAGGAGAGGGUUACCGCAGGCACUAGGGUUACCACAGGCACUAGGGUUACCACCAACAAGGAUCGUACAGCCACUGGCACAGCAGUAGGAGGGACAGGGGGGGAGCUUACAAGAUUAGAAGAAAGCCGAGGAGACAGAGAAGGAGGCAGAGGAGGGGAAGGGGGAGCAGUGGGAGGAGUGGAAGGAGGAGGGGUUGGAGUGGUAGUAGCAGCAGGGGGCGGGGCGAGGGAGACGUGGGCGUGGGCGUGGGGUCAGGUGGUGUUUCUGUGGGAGACCAUUCGCCAGCCCGCCAUUCUGCUGCCCACCGCCUUCAUCUUCCUCUGGCAGGCCACUCCCCACUCUGAGACUGCCAUGUUCUUCUUCACCACCAACGAGCUGGGCUUUGGCCCUGAGUUCCUGGGCCGCGUCCGCCUCGUCACCGCCCUGGCCUCCCUGGCAGGGGUGGGCGUGUUCAACUUCUACCUCAAAGAGGUGCCUCUCAGGAAGCUCUUUUUCUGGACCAACAUUGCUGGAGCCCUUCUGGGCUCCACACAGCUACUCCUUGUCACCGGUCUCAACCGCUCUCUGGGAAUCAGCGACCAGUACUUUCUGCUGGGGGACUCUCUCAUACUCACCGUGCUGGGACAGAUUUCCUUCAUGCCAGUGCUGGUGCUAGCAGCUCGAGUCUGCCCCCCGGGCAUCGAAGCAACGCUCUUCGCAACACUCAUGUCUGUCAGCAACGGGGCGAGCGUCUUUGGGGGGGUGAUGGGCGCUGGGCUGACCAACUGGCUGGGAGUGACAAGCACCAACUUCACCAACCUGCCCACGCUCAUCGCCAUCUGCAACUUCUCCUCUCUGCUCGUGCUGCCGUUUCUCAACCUGCUGCCUGCUGGUGUCGGCGCUAACUCCGACUCUGAAGAAGAGUAG
Molecule: messenger RNA, 2709 nt
Organism: Closterium sp. NIES-65
Lineage: Eukaryota; Viridiplantae; Streptophyta; Zygnematophyceae; Desmidiales; Closteriaceae
Source: the annotation of a GenBank genome assembly